UGCCGGCGGCGGCGAUGGCGGUGCUCAUGGCGGCGUUGGUGCGGCCCUUCCGCCGCGGCCCUGCCGGCCUGGGGACAGCGCUCCGGCGAGAGGCCGUGGGCGGCCCCUGCGGCCGGGGACGGCCGGGGACUCAGGUGCUUAGAAAAAGCCUUCAGAGGGGGGUUGUGCUUUCAACAGGGUCCUUUUUGGUUUAUGAAGCCCAUAAGCUGAUUUCUGGCUUUGCUGAGGUUCAUGCAAGCUUCAAAGUGGAAGAUGUGAUAGAACAAGCAGACUACCUGUAUGGGAGUGGAGAAACUGAAAAGCUGUAUCGGUUGCUGGUUCAGCAUAAAAAUAGCGAUGAUGCAGAGUUGUUAUGGCGGCUGGCACGGUCAUCACGAGAUCUGGCUCAGCUUGGGAGUACUUCUGCAGAGGAGAAGAAACAACUGACAUAUGACUCCCUUGAGUAUGCAAAAAAGGCACUUGAAAAAAAUGAAUCAAAUUCUGCAGCACACAAGUGGUAUGGAAUUUGCCUCAGUGAUGUUGGAGACUAUGAAGGAAUCAAGACUAAAAUUGGAAAUGCGAUUAUCAUCAAAGAGCAUUUCCAGAGAGCCAUUGAGCUGAAUCCAAAAGAUGCUACAACAAUUCAUCUUAUAGGGAUUUGGUGUUACUCGUUUGCUGAGAUGCCAUGGUACCAAAGAAAAAUAGCUGCAACACUGUUUGCCACACCACCAACCUCGACGUUUCAAGAGGCUCUUCGUUACUUCCACAUGGCAGAAGAAGCUGAUCCAAAUUUCUACAGCAAGAAUUUGCUCUUUUUGGGGAAAACAUACUUGAAGUUGAACAAUAAGAAGAUGGCUCUUCUGUGGUUAAGCAAAGCAAAAGAGUAUCCUGCACAGACAGAGGAGGACAAACAGGUACAGAAAGAAGCUUUGGAGCUGCUUAAUUCCAUAUAAGAAGAAACAAGAUAAUGGGAAUUCAGUGCCUCAGGUUUGAGCAGCAUAGGAAAAAGGCCCCAAAUACUAUUUUGGUUUACUAAAGUUAUUACUAAAAGUACAGCUCAGACCUUCCAUCUCCCUCUCAUUUCUAUUAAAUUCUGAACUGGAAGAUCUGUUUCA
Messenger RNA from Poecile atricapillus (Black-capped chickadee), 1094 nucleotides. RefSeq names its product regulator of microtubule dynamics 1 (gene RMDN1). The record is from RefSeq and is a predicted model, not a curated record. The transcript is spliced from 10 exons. NCBI's taxonomy places the organism in Eukaryota, Metazoa, Chordata, Aves, Passeriformes, Paridae. Gene Ontology annotation, cellular component: mitotic spindle pole; spindle microtubule; cytoplasm. The coding region runs from base 15 to 932 and encodes 305 amino acids. Gene Ontology annotation, molecular function: microtubule binding.